CCAGGAGGCUCGGUGUGGAGCGAUGGGAGGAGAGAGGAGCUGCUCAGUGCUGCAGCUGGAUGUGGUGCCGGGGUAUGACGAGACGCUGCUUGUGACAGCAGCGGUGUGUCGGAGCGAUAAUGAACGCCUUCAGUAAGUGCUGGGAUGGACGAGGAAGGUUUACCGUCAGCGCAGGGUGGAAUAACAGAGAGCUGUUGUUGUGCCUCCUGACGGGGGACACUGGCGGAGAAGUGACACAUCAGUUAUCAGUGUGAGAACUAGACGGAGUAGAGGAGGAGAAACUGUCAUGGAGAAACAGAGCAGAGUCAAGGAGGAAAUGCCCACAUCGAAGGAGGAGAAGCGCAAGGAAAAGAAGCCGAAACCUGGGAAGCUUUUCAGAAGGAAAUCUCUGAAGUCCGUGGGGAGUUUUAUGAACAGAAUCAUCAAAACUUUGGGCACUUUGACGCACUUUGGAGACGCGCAGGACUCGCAGGACUUGGAGGACGACGACGGCGGGUUUCGAAACGGCGCACCUUGCACCCUGAGCGCCGGAUCCGGGAUCAUCAUCAAAGAGGAGCUGCAUGUGACCUGGGACCGAGCGGUGAAGAACACUACCAGCACGUCUUCAUCACUGUGCACCGGCAGAGAGAAACUACUUUACCAAUACGCAGACAAAAUCCCAGGUGUGCUGGGGCUGAAAAACCACGGUAACACCUGCUUCAUGAACGCGGUGGUCCAGUGUCUGAGCAACACCGACCUGCUGGCGGAGUACCUGGGUCUGGAGAGGUACCAGCUGGACCUGAGUCAGACCAUAAUGAACGGGCUGGUGGUGAGAGGUGAUGAGACGAGGGAGAAGUCCAAGGGAGAAGUCACCGAGCAGUUGGCAUCACUUGUCAGGGCUCUGUGGACUCUGGAGUACACCCCACAGCUGUCUGUGGACUUCAAGACUAUAGUGUCCAAGUAUGGAUCACAGUUUCGUGGUAACUCCCAACAUGACGCCCUGGAGUUCCUCCUGUGGCUGCUGGACUGCGUCCACGAAGACGUCAAUCUGGCGUCCCACAAUAACAACAAUAAGACCAAAGCUCCCGGAAAGGGUCCCGGUGGAGCUGAGGAGGUGCUGUGUCCUGACCCGUCCCAGUGCCAGCAGACCAGAGUCCAGCACAGCUUUGUCCAGGAACAUUUCCAGGCACAGUACAAGUCUUCGCUGACAUGCCCUCACUGUAAGAAACAGAGCAACACCUUUGACCCGUUCCUCUGCAUCUCACUCCCCAUUCCUCUUCGGCAGACCAGGUCGUUGUGUGUGAUUCUGGUGUUCAGCACCAAAGGACAGAGGUACCUGCGGGUCGGGCUGGCUGUGCCUCUGUUCGGCUCUGUGGCCUGCCUGAGGAGGAUGGUGGCUGACGAGGGCAAAAUCUCCCCAGACCAGGUGAUCCUGACAGAGGUUUACUCCACGGGGUUCCAGCGCUCCUUCUUUGACGAGGAGGAUCUGACCUGCAUAGCUGAGAAUGACGUCAUCUACGCCUUCCAGGCUCCGCCCCUGUACAUCAGAGGAGGCUCGGCACGGAUCUCAGGGUACCACCACAGCCUCCCAUCGUCUCCAUACUCCACUGGUCCCGAGGGUCAGAGGUUGCCGUCGUCUGGGGCGUUGUCAUCAGAGUUCCUCAACCAGGGCGUCCCUGUAAAGAUUCUGCUAUUGGUGUGCAACGCUGCAGGGGCAGGCCAACAGACUGUCAGGUUUGGACCUCCAUUCCUGAUGAGAGAGGACCGGUCUAUUUCCUGGGACCAGCUGCAGCAGAGCAUCCUCAGCAAGCUUUAUUACCUGAUGAUCAAUGGAGCUCAGGCACAGAAUACCAGAGUGCUGUUCAACAUCCGUGUGGUGGGUGGAUCAGCAUUUUACAGCUACCUGUCUCCUCAGGACGGGCGGCCGCUCCACCACCCUGCUGUCGACAGAGCUCUGAAGCUCUGCUGCUCAGGAGGACCCCCGCAUGUGAAGCUCAUCAUCGAGUGGGAGCACAGAAUCAAAGACUGCCUGUUUGGUAACAUCCAGGAGGAGGUGGUGAAGGAUGCAGACAGCGUGAGGAAUCAGCUGCAGCAGCACGUCCAACAGUACAGCUGCACCUUGGAUGAGUGCUUCCAGCUCUACACCAAAGAGGAACAGCUUGCCCCAGAUGAUGCCUGGAAGUGCCCCCACUGUAAGCAGCUGCAGCAGGGCAUGGUGAAGAUGAGCCUGUGGACGCUCCCGGACAUACUCAUUCUCCACCUGAAGCGCUUCAGGCAGGUGGGAGAGCGGAGGAACAAGCUCACCACGUUCGUGCAUUUCCCCCUGGCGGGCCUGGACAUGACGCCUCACAUGGUGAGCCGUAACCACGUCACCCAUCAGCCCCCUCUCCAGCCGGGCUGGAAACAGCCCCGACGACCUGACCUGACUCCUCCCGACUUCCUGUACGAUCUGUAUGCUGUGUGCAACCACCAUGGAGGAAUGCACGGCGGCCAUUACACAGCCUUCUGCAGGAACUCAGUGGACGGCCAGUGGUACAGCUAUGAUGACAGCAGUGCUGAGCCGGUGCCAGAGGCGGAGGUGUGCACACGUGGAGCCUACAUCCUCUUCUAUCAGAGAAGAAACACUAUCCCACCUUGGUCUGCCAGCUCCUCAGUCACCGGUUCCACCAGCUCUUCCACGUCUGAUCACUGGCUGGUCCGGCUGGCGGGGGACAGUAAGAGGGGCAGCGUGGUGUCAGGAGGACCCAUCCCUGGACCUCCGGGACCCAUACAGGCCCCAGAGUCUCCUGAGCUGCCAGUGUUUGGAGACGAACCCAACAAAACAGUAGAAACAAAUGGGUUUGAAGCCAAGCCGUUUGUGCGUGCGAGCCAAGGCAGGAGUGUAAGCAUGAGGUCACCAACAAAGCCCAAGGAGACUCUGAGCAAAGUUCUGCCACUGCGCUGGUCUUUUGGCUCCAAGGACCGCAUUAGAAACCCAGCCCAGACCCAGUCCGGGGAGCUGGUGGAGUACCUGGAGUCUGGGCGCCGCCCACGAUGUACCAAAGACCCGAUCAUAACACUGGUGGCCACCCCACCACAAAGGAGUGCCCAUGGAAGAGCCUUUGAAGUAGGACAGGACUGCAGCUCACCCAGCGGUAGCAGUCUUAGUUAUACAGACCAACCCGGCUCCGACACCUGUUACUCCCCCAAAAUACCAGGGGGACAGAGCAGAGCUUGUGUGGAGAGAAGCAUGAGCCAGGGAGUCGGUAACAGUAGCAACGUCAAAGCCAGGGAUGAUGGUUCUCUGAGGCAGAGGUCAUCUAAGAGAGCAAGGCAGGACCACGGCAGGACCCUGGACCUCCAGCUCCAGAGAGGGGCCAUUCUAGUGGAUCUUAUCAGCCACAGUGCACCUCCAAGCAGAGAUUCCACACUGAGAAGGACCAAGGUCCAGACAGGGACGACCUCCAGGACACAAAAAGACUUGCUACAGAUGGCCGUUCAACCUGAGGACAGGAGGGGGCAGGAGGGUCGCAGCCACGACAGCCUCUUGUCUUUUUUCAAACCUGGUUUCAUGAAGAAAGACAUUCCUGGGUCCCCAAUCAAGGGGCAAGACCGACGUAUGAACGGACAGCUGGGGAAACUGGCAUGCAGUAAUUUAGCCAAGCUGUCCCUCUCCAAUGGAACGCUGACCACGGCGGCACCGGAAGAGAGGAAGGCCAACGUCAUCCCGAGCUGCGACACCCGUAACGGCAAAGUACAGCUAGUCAACGGAAAGGCCGGGAUCCACGACCCCGUAGACAUUAAGCGCGCUCACAGCUCCAGUAACAUCCAGACGAGGCUGGAUUUGACAUUUCGCAGGUGUGCCUCCCUGCAGAGGAACGGGGAAAUAGUGGCCCCUCCAGCACACCGCAUCCUGCUGUCAGACAAGCCCAGCUACGCCACUCUACAGCGGACGCGAUACAGUACCACCUCCCUGGUGCCUCUGUGACAGCCCAGAAUGACUGUUGAACACUAGGACCUCUCUACUGAUUUCUACGCUCGGCAACCCACAGAAGCUCCCAGCAGGAAGCAUCGCUGGAAACAAAGUAUAUCCUCUCGCUCCCCUUCAUAGUACUGUUAUAAGUUCUUACCUGUGUGUGUCUUAAACUAAAUCUAUGCAGAGUUGAAUUUACUGAGGAGAAAUAACUGCUGUGAUGUGAUUUUACUUUUCCUCUUUUUGUUUUACGAAGCAGUCGACUGGUAAUACAAGGUUUUAUUUUGGGG
This is a messenger RNA of Sebastes umbrosus (honeycomb rockfish), 4221 nucleotides long. RefSeq names its product ubiquitin specific peptidase 43b (gene usp43b). Gene Ontology annotation, biological process: protein deubiquitination. The record is from RefSeq and is a predicted model, not a curated record. Gene Ontology annotation, molecular function: cysteine-type deubiquitinase activity. Lineage: Eukaryota; Metazoa; Chordata; Actinopteri; Perciformes; Sebastidae. The transcript is spliced from 16 exons. The coding region runs from base 287 to 3946 and encodes 1219 amino acids.